Myotis daubentonii (Daubenton's bat) is the source of this 3067-nucleotide messenger RNA. It is a transcript of the gene CARD9, whose product is annotated as caspase recruitment domain family member 9. Gene Ontology annotation, cellular component: cytoplasm. Gene Ontology annotation, molecular function: CARD domain binding. Gene Ontology annotation, biological process: positive regulation of canonical NF-kappaB signal transduction; regulation of apoptotic process. Lineage: Eukaryota; Metazoa; Chordata; Mammalia; Chiroptera; Vespertilionidae. The record is from RefSeq and is a predicted model, not a curated record.
GGAGCCUCCCAGCAGGGCACCUGGGGGCAUCUGGGAACCAGCAACAGCGGCGGGCGUGGGCGGCCGCGGCGUGGGCGCUGCCCUGUUCCCCUCGGCGCCCCGAUGCCCGGCUGUCGCUAGGCUGGGACACACCCCCAGGCACAGCAGGGGGCAGGGACCCGCCACCGCCCAGGCCUCCGCCACCAGGCCUCAAGCUGCGGUCUAGCUCCCAGGACGAGUGGCCUUUCCCACGUGGGCCCAAGGCUCUGUCACGAGGGUGGGUCACGGCCUCUGUCCCCACUGCCCAACGGCCGGCCGCACGGCCGCUCCCUGCCUUGGCCUGUGCCGGGCAGUCCCGUCAGAGAGCCAGGUGACAGCCCCGAGAGCAGGCCCUGAGCAGGCGCCUCGGGGAGGCGGGAGAGGAGGCCAGAGGUGGCUGGGUGCCCGGCACUUGAGCGACUGGGGCAGGCGCCGAAGCCGCCUUUCGGGCGGGCCCUGGCUCCCCCAUGGGCGCCCGGCCACCUUCCCAAGCCGCAAAGUUGCGGAGCCUCACCCGGAGCCGCCAGCCCGGGCAGCUGCUGGGUGGCAGUUGCAUCACCAGCCACCGGCCCGGAAGGAGAGGAGGGGAUGGACUGGGAUGUGAGGGCGCUGAGUGGGCGAAUGAGGAAGUCGUGGGGCUGGGAAGGUGGGAGGGUCCCCUGCCAACACUCUGGCUCCAGCCUGGGCACCGAUGACUGCCUCCUCGCCCUCACCUGCCAGGGGGCAGUGCCAGAGGCGGCACCCACGCAGCUCGCUCCCUGGGGGAGGCAGCUGUCUGACUCCAUGGCACUGGGGGUGCCCAGGAGCAGGGCAGGGUCGGAGGGCAGUGUUCCUAGACUCCCCCUGUCUGACAGCGUCUCCCCCACCCCCCCACCAUAGAGGGGGCCCCGGAGAGAGGCCAGGGCGCCCAGGGACGGCUUGGGGGCGCCGCCAGUGAGCUGAUGGGGUGCGGGUCACCGUGCCGCGGUCGUGCCCUCUGUGGUCUCCGAGAUGGGAGGUGGGUGGGGCUGCACACUCCCCCAACCACGCCGGGGCCUGGUUCCUGGUUGCCUCUGCCCGGAGCUCGGGCCGGGCUCCAGGUGGCGGCCUGGUCCCGGCUGGGACGCCAGCUCAGCGCGCGUGUCCUGCCAGUGCGCCCCGGCUCGGCCGCGCCCGCCGCCAUGUCCGACUACGAGAACGAGGACGAGUGCUGGAGCGCCCUGGAGGGCUUCCGCGUGAAGCUCAUCUCCGUCAUCGACCCCGCGCGCAUCACGCCCUACCUGCGGCAGUGCAAGGUCCUGAGCCCCGACGACGAGGAGCAGGUGCUCAGCGACCCCAGCCUGGCCAUCCGCAAGCGCAAAGUGGGCGCGCUGCUGGACAUCCUGCAGCGCACGGGCCACAGGGGCUACGUGGCCUUCCUUGAGAGCCUGGAGCUCUACUACCCGCAGCUCUACCAGAAGGUCACGGGCAAGGAGCCCGCCCGCGUCUUCUCCAUGAUCAUCGACGCGUCCGGGGAGUCGGGGCUGACGCAGCUGCUGAUGAGCGAGGUGAUGAAGCUGCAGAAGAAGGUGCAGGACCUGACGGCCCUGCUGAGCUCCAAGGACGACUUCAUCAAGGAGCUGCGCGUCAAGGACUGCCUGCUGCGCAAGCACCAGGAGCGCGUGCAGCGGCUCAAGGAGGAGUGCGAGGCCUGCGGCCGCGAGCUCAAGCGCUGCAAGGACGAGAACUACGACCUGGCCAUGCGCCUGGCACGCCAGAGCGAGGAGAAGGGCGCCGCGCUCAUGCGCAACCGCGACCUGCAGCUGGAGGUGGACCGGCUCAAGCACAGCCUGAUGAAGGCGGAGGACGACUGCAAGGUGGAGCGCAAGCACACGCUGAAGCUGAGGCACGCCAUGGAGCAGCGGCCGAGCCAGGAGCUGCUGUGGGAGCUGCAGCAGGAGAAGGCGGAGCUGCAGGCCCGGGUGCAGGAGCUGGAGGCCUCCGCCCAGGAGGGGAAGCCGGACAAGAGCAGCCCCUACAUCCAGGUGCUGGAGGAGGACUGGAGGCAGGCGCUGCGGGAGCACCAGGAGCAGGCCGGCACCAUCUUCGCCCUCCGCAAGGACCUGCGCCAGGCCGAGGCGCUGCGCGCCCGGUGCCUGGAGGAGAAGGAGGUGUUCGAGCUGCAGUGCCAGGCCCUGCGGAAGGACUCCAAGAUGUACAAGGACCGCAUCGAGGCCAUCCUGCAGCAGCUGGAGGAGGUGGCCAUCGAGCGGGACCAGGCCAUCGCGUCCCGGGAGCAGCUGCACGCGCAGUACGCCCGCAGCCUGCAGGACAAGGACGCGCUGCGCAAGCAGGCCCGGGAGCUGGGCGAGAAGGCGGACGAGCUGCAGCUGCAGCUGUUCCAGCGCGAGGGCCAGCUGCUGGCCGCCGAGGGCAGGCUCAAGCGGCAGCAGCUGGAGAUGCUGGUCCUGAGCUCCGACCUGGAGGACAGCUCACCCAGGAGCUCCCAGGAGCUCUCCAUCCCCCGGGACCUGGAGGACGACGCCCGGCUCUCGGACAAAGGCGGCCCCGCUGACCGGGAGAGCCCAGAGCGGUCCUUGGAGGCUCUGCAGAGCGAGCGGCCCUUACUGACCCCCAAUGACGCGGGGCUGAGCGGCGGGGAGCCCCCCGAGAAGGAGCGGCGGCGCCUCAAGGAGAGCUUCGAGAACUACCGCAGGAAGCGCGCGCUCCGCAAGCUGCAGCACGGCCCGCGGCCGGGGGAGGUGGACUGGGAGAACACGACGGGCAGCGACAACACGGACACCGAGGGCUCCUAGCGGCGGGCACCGUCCGCGCACCGGCGCACACAGCCCCGUGGGGUCCCCCGGGUGUGAGGCGGACGGGGAGCACUCAGUGCGGCUCCCGGCCGGCGGCCCCGGACAGAGCGCCGCCUGCGGACCGAGGGGUCCCGGGUUCGAGCCCCGCCCAGGGCACGGCCAGGUUAAUGGCUGAUCCCAGUCGGGGGCGUGCAGGAGGCGGCCGAUCCAUGGUGCUCAUCACUGACGUUUCUCCCUCCCGCUCUGAAGUCAAUAAAAGUAUGUUUUUUAAAGAG